This is a messenger RNA of Plenodomus lingam JN3, 1587 nucleotides long. RefSeq lists its product as uncharacterized. Gene Ontology annotation, molecular function: carbohydrate:proton symporter activity. Lineage: Eukaryota; Fungi; Ascomycota; Dothideomycetes; Pleosporales; Leptosphaeriaceae. Gene Ontology annotation, biological process: carbohydrate transport; transmembrane transport. The record is from RefSeq and is a predicted model, not a curated record. Gene Ontology annotation, cellular component: membrane.
AUGGUUCGUGUCACGCGUGAUCGCGCCGAGGCGCCGGUCACCAUGCGUGGCUAUGCUCUCUGCGUCUUUGCGGCCUUUGGUGGUAUCCUGUUCGGCUAUGACUCGGGCUACAUCAGUGGCGUGCUGGCGAUGAACUACUUCAAACAGGAGUUCGGAAGCCCUUCGACGGACUCGACUGCUUCUGAUGGUCUCCUCUACCGCACUUGGGAGAAAUCACUCAUUGUGUCGAUCCUGUCAGCGGGUACCUUUGUUGGUGCGCUCGUAGCCGGAGCGUUCGCUGACUGGAUUGGCCGUCGUGCUACCAUCAUUUCUGGCUGUGGUAUCUUCUCUCUCGGUGUCGCCCUCCAAGUUGCGUCAACCACGGUCGCUCUGCUCGUCGCCGGUCGUCUCAUUGCAGGUCUUGGUGUUGGCUUCAUCUCAGCUAUUAUCAUUCUCUACAUGAGUGAGGUUGCGCCCAAGGCAGUCCGCGGUGCUAUUGUCUCUGGAUACCAGUUCUGCAUCACCAUCGGCCUCCUCUUGGCUGCGAUCGUCGACAAUGCUCUCAAGGACCGCAUGGACACUGGCUCAUACCGCAUUGCCAUGGCCAUGCAGUGGCCGUUUGCCCUGAUCCUCGGUAUCGGACUCUUUAUGCUACCCGAGUCUCCUCGCUGGUAUGUCAAGAAGGGCCGUACUGAAGAUGCUGCAAAGGCACUUGGUAUUCUUCGUGGUCAGCCCCUCAACUCGACCUUUGUGAGGGAUGAGCUCAAGGAACUCAUUGCGAACCAUGACUAUGAGAUGCGUCAUAUGAGAACUGGUUGGAUGGACUGCUUCCGCGGUGGAUUCAAGCGUCCAUCUAGCAAUCUCCGCCGGGUAUGUCUCGGUAUGGCGCUUCAGAUGAUGCAGCAGUGGACUGGAGUGAACUUCAUCUUCUACUAUGGUUCCACCUUCUUUCAAUCGGUCGGCAUCAAGAAUGCCUUCGUCAUCUCCAUGAUUACCAGCGCCGUCAAUGUGGGCUCCACACCCAUCUCCUUCUGGACCAUUGAGAAAUUCGGUCGACGCAUGCUCCUCAUCUACGGCGCCGUUGGUAUGCUCGUCUGCGAGUUUCUCAUCGCCAUUGUCGGUACUACUGCCCACGAAGGAAGCAAGGCCGCAUCUACCUGCUUGAUUGUCUUCACGUGUUUCUACAUCUUCUUCUUCGCCUCAACCUGGGGUCCUGCUGCAUGGGUCGUCAUUGGCGAGAUCUUCCCUCUGCCCAUUCGUGCAAAAGGUGUCGCGCUAUCCACCGCUUCAAACUGGCUUUGGAACUUCGUCAUUGGCUACAUCACACCCUACAUGCUCGACGAGGACAAGGGCAACCUCAAGUCCAAGGUCUUCUUCCUUUGGGGCGCUACCUGCACUGCCUGCGUCGUCUUUGCCUACUUCCUCGUUCCGGAGACCAAGGGCCUCUCGCUCGAGCAGGUUGAUCGUAUGCUCGAGGAGACUACGCCACGCAACUCUAAGAAGUGGAUUCCGCACCUGACAAACGAGGGUGACACCUCGUCGCUCGAGAGCAAGCACAAGAACCCGAGGGGGCCUCGGGCUGUGUUCCGUGAGCACAGCGAGGUUUAG